CUUCUUCUCGGUUUCUUUCUUCUGAAUGCCGUAUUGCUAAACUAUAGGCGACAUCCGCACGGUGCUGAGCUAUUAGUGUCAAGGUCUCGACGACGUGAUUCACUUGUAUUAUUCACAAUAAUUAUUAUUGUGAUCCAUACGGCUAAGCAACUGGCAGUUCGUUCUUGUAUUGGUAGAUUUUGCGUAUGCUUUCUCCUCCCUUCUGCCUGAGAUACCCCGGACUGCUAGCUCAUUCCGUUUUACCAGAAUUAUGGAUUCCAAUCAAACGCUUACCAUUGAUGAAUUUAAUCUUUCUAUCGAGAAUAUUAUUAAAAUUUCCAACGAUAUUUUAGAUGGAUGGACUUUACAUGUCAACAAGGAAAAUGACAAUGGAAAAUAUAUAACUAAAAAAUCAACUAUUUCAAUUGAAGAACCUGGAAAAGGAAAUCCCAUCACUCUCACAUACGAGCAUCAUGUUGUAUUUAGUUUGAGUUAUUCUGUUCCAAUGAUAUGUUUCAAUGUAUGGAAAGCGGAUGGAUCAGUACUUUCAAUGGAAGAAUAUUUAAAUAUUAACCAAAACUUUGAUGAUUCCAAUAUGUAUAACACUAUCACUCAACUGGAUCAUCCAGUUUUAUGUAGGCCUUUUUUGACAUUGCAUCCUUGUAAAACGCAAGAAAUAAUUGAGCCGUUUUUAAGCACUAGUAAGAAUCCUGUGAUUUCCUGGCUGACUGUUGUAAGUUCUUAUGUCCAUUUAAAAAUAUUAGAAGAAUAUAUAAAACACUGUUAAUACUAUAUUUCUAUUA
Brassicogethes aeneus is the source of this 782-nucleotide messenger RNA. The record is from the annotation of a GenBank genome assembly. NCBI's taxonomy places the organism in Eukaryota, Metazoa, Arthropoda, Insecta, Coleoptera, Nitidulidae.